AUGCGGGAAGUCGUGUGGCUUCUCCUGCUGCUCCCCGAGCUACGAGCAUGGACGGGCCAGGAGCUGAGCCUCCCCUUCGGGCUGGACAACUCGUUGGCGAAACCGAGGUUUUCGACGUAUUCCGGGGCCAAGGCGCGCGACAUCCACGUCUACGUCAUGAAGAACAUUUCGGAGAACACCGCCGUCGGCACCGUGCUCGACACUUUCAAGGCGCACGACAAGGAUCUGCCCGGCUUCAACUAUACG
This is a messenger RNA of Mesorhabditis spiculigera, 246 nucleotides long. The record is from the annotation of a GenBank genome assembly. NCBI's taxonomy places the organism in Eukaryota, Metazoa, Nematoda, Chromadorea, Rhabditida, Rhabditidae.